AUGCGUUUUUCCACUGUGUUCUCCGCGCUGGCGAUCACUGCGACAGCAACAGCAACGGCGUCGACUGUGCCCGCGGAACUAUUUUCCAUUGGACAGCCUUCGGAGGCUCUUAAAGUGUCAUAUCAUGUUGGCUCGAGCACCGUGAGUAUCAGUCCGGGCCAAUCUUUAAACUCUACAGUCACACAUGAGGCGCCCCAUCUGCACCUGAAGGACAUGGACCUCGGCAGUGAUGGUCCCUACGUGUUGCUCAUGGUGGAUCCGACCACUAACAAGACGAAUCCAUUAUCUGUGGCAUUGCAUGCGCUCGUCUCCAAUCUGAUGACAAACGACAGUAGCGGGAAUGUGAUCGCUAAGUAUGUCUACCCACAGCCGAGGGAGGGGCCUGCGCACAACUACACCUUGUUUCUAUUCAAGCAACCUGCCAGCUUUGUCGUCUCCGAGCAAUACCACUCCUUCCUGGAGACGAAGGAGACGCCCCUGAACCGGCUGAACUUUCCUCUGGUGAAUUUCCUGAAACAGAUGGAUUUAGGAAAGCCCGUCGCUGCCAACUACUUCCGCGAGGCGGCGGAAAGCAGUUCCAGUUCGACAAAGACGACCAAGACGACAGGCACGGCCGAUGCAACGGUCAGUAGCACGGGCUCGGCUAGCGCCAGUGCGAGUAGUGGGGCGGCGGGUCGGUCAUUCAGAGAGACCAAUGGGUUUUCUUAUCUAGCGAGCUCGCUAGUGGGAGCCAUGAUUGCUGCAGUUUUAUAG
Molecule: messenger RNA, 753 nt
Organism: Aspergillus tanneri
Lineage: Eukaryota; Fungi; Ascomycota; Eurotiomycetes; Eurotiales; Aspergillaceae
Product: mitochondrial 54S ribosomal protein mL38
Exons: 2
Coding region: 1-753 (250 amino acids)
Source: RefSeq, a predicted model, not a curated record